Molecule: messenger RNA, 1493 nt
Organism: Leptidea sinapis
Lineage: Eukaryota; Metazoa; Arthropoda; Insecta; Lepidoptera; Pieridae
Product: spondin-2-like
Exons: 7
Coding region: 142-1389 (415 amino acids)
Biological process (GO): actin cytoskeleton organization
Cellular component (GO): plasma membrane
Source: RefSeq, a predicted model, not a curated record
AUAGAAAAGUCCACACUCUCUUUGCCGUCUCGACGCACGCACGCGGAAAACUUAAUAACGCAAACGAAAUUUUUCAAAGUAACUUUCAUUCGAGUGUACCUACUGUGAAUAUAUUUCUGUAGUAAAGCACGUCCAUUCACGAUGAAAUUACGACUUCAAGUGGCGGCCAUUUUGUUUUUUGUAGCGACUUUUUGUGAAGCAUGUGAUGAUAUGGCUGUUUAUAAAGUUACUAUCAAGUUCUUAUGGAGUGAGGAUACUUUUCCGAAGGAUUACCCAUUGGUUCGACCUAAAGCGCAAUGGUCUUCAGUCUUUGGUCAAUCCCACAACUCAUCGCACGUUUUAUAUCGUGUUGGAGACGUAGCCAAAGAAUCCCUCAGAGCCUUCGCUCAGUACGGAAAGCUUGAUAGCUUAAUAGCUGAAGGUGAUGAUGAUCCGCAGGUAUACGAUCAUUUCUCUGCACCGCCCGUGGGCCAGGGCGUUGGACAAAGUUCCAAUAUGGUAUUUCUGGAUGAAGGACACACUAUGAUAUCAGUGGUGUGCCGUUUAAUACCAUCACCAGACUGGUUCAUUGGAGUUGACAGGGUGGAUCUGUGCGUGGACUCAUCUUGGGUUGAAGAGCUCACUCUUGAUCUGGAGCCUCUAGAUGCUGGUGCUGCCAGUGGCCUGACCUUCACAGCACCACGCUGGGAGACCGUCCCCCCAGAACCAGUCACCAGACACGGACCUCGUCAGCCAAACCACCCAGCUGCUGGAUUCUAUUAUCCUAAUUUGAGAGAGCUUCCUUCAAUAGCUAAGAUUGAAUUUGUCAAGCUAAAAGAAUAUUCAGCAAAAGAACUAAAUAAUCUAGCACGUAAGGAACUCCUAGAUAGUCUAAGAUUGAAGGACAGGAAGAAAGGCAUGCCGCGUAAAACUGAUCGACAAGUACACAAUGAGAUCACUACGAAGAGUUCCAUUGAUCAGCUAAAAGACCUGGAAGAGGAUCCAGUUGGGACUCCCAGGUCGAAUAUUCCCGACAACAAUGUGAUUGUUGUCACACAGUCUCCGAUUACAACAACAGAAAAAGAAUUCGACGUAAAUCUAAAGAGUAUGGACGAUGUCGUACUAGCGGUAGCUAAGGGCAAGAAGCUGGGACUCGGUAAACAUUUGCCACGACAUUUCCGAUCCAGGUUGCAUCAUGCAGUCAAUAAGAUUCAGCCUAACGAUUGCCUAGUGUCCGAAUGGAGUGACUGGAGUCCGUGCUCGGUAACUUGUGGGUUUGGUGACAAGUUCAGAACACGACAGGUAUUGAGGCAGAAGACAGGAAAGGGCAGGGAAUGUCCCGCCCUGAGAGACAGGAAACACUGCGGAAACAUUAACUCUUGUGCCCAUAUUGACUAUUUUGAAUGGUGAUCUAUUAUGUAAUUGAAACCAUAGAUAUUUGUACAAAUGAUUUUUUUUUUUAAUAAAUAGAUAUAAAAAUACAAAGAUGCCUUAUCUACAUGAGUUAUAAAGAA